AUGGUGUUCGAACACCAAAAUGCUCUCUAUCUCAUUUAUGCUACUUUUGCACGCAUGGAGAACGGCGUUGAUCAGCGCUCCAUUACCGACUAUAACUUUGUUGGUGAUUUACAAUGGUUAAUUCCUCUCAGCACUCAAAACAAUUGCCAGGACUUCCAGAUCGAUCCCUGCCAACGCGCUUACGUUCACCUCUCUGGACCAGUGACCAAUGUUCACAAGGAGUCUGAAACUUUCAAACUCGAUGUCGAACAUUACAUCUCCGCCUUCAGAGACUUGAACAAUUCAAACUCCAAACCCACUGGCAUCAAACCUAUCACUAGUGGCUACCACUAUUUAUGA
Messenger RNA from Laccaria bicolor S238N-H82, 339 nucleotides. RefSeq lists its product as uncharacterized. Lineage: Eukaryota; Fungi; Basidiomycota; Agaricomycetes; Agaricales; Hydnangiaceae. The transcript has 3 exons. Bases 1 to 339 code for a protein of 112 amino acids. The record is from RefSeq and is a predicted model, not a curated record.